Messenger RNA from Plasmodium inui San Antonio 1, 4002 nucleotides. Its product is annotated as protein Xni. Gene Ontology annotation, biological process: nuclear-transcribed mRNA catabolic process. The record is from RefSeq and is a predicted model, not a curated record. The transcript has a single exon. Gene Ontology annotation, cellular component: nucleus. Bases 1 to 4002 code for a protein of 1333 amino acids. Lineage: Eukaryota; Apicomplexa; Aconoidasida; Haemosporida; Plasmodiidae. Gene Ontology annotation, molecular function: RNA binding; 5'-3' RNA exonuclease activity.
AUGGGAGUACCAACCUUCUACCGAUGGCUGGUUACUAGGUACCCAAAAAUAGCCAAAGCAACCUACGAGACGAGAGACAGCGAUGUGUACGCGAGGAGAACGAAGAUUCAAGACGGACACCGGGAUGGGGAAGGAAAGGCCACCUAUAGAGUACCAGACCUGAGCGAUUACGUAAACAACACAGAUGAAACCCAUUGCUCAGAUAACAUAAAUGGAUACUUUGACAAUUUGUAUCUCGACAUGAAUGGAAUAAUCCACCUGUGCUCGCACAGUGACAAUAGCAAGAGAGCGAAAAGUAACGAAGAAAUAUUUCUAAAUAUCUUCCUCUACAUAGAACGUCUGUUCGAUAUAAUCGAGCCGAAGAAACUUCUCUACAUGGCCAUUGACGGAGUGGCUCCUAAGGCCAAAAUGAACCAGCAGAGGAGUCGAAGGUUUAAGUCCAUCCUCUGCUCAGAAAUUGAAAGAAAUGCAUACAUCCAAUUGAGGGAAAAAUUCUUAUUAGAAAAUCGAAUAGUUCCAGAGGAGUUCACCUUCUGGGACAGUAACAUUAUAACCCCAGGGACUCAGUUCAUGUAUGAAUUGUCCGUUGCUUUGAAAUAUUUCGUGGAGCACAAAAUUACAAAUGAUGACAAAUGGAAAAACAUUGUGGUCAUUUUUUCUGAUGCUAAUGUUUGUGGAGAAGGGGAACACAAAAUUUUUAAUUUCAUAAAAUCGCAGAGGGCUCAACCUGGCUACGAUCCUAACACGAGACAUGUAAUCCACGGGAUGGACGCCGACUUAAUCAUGUUAUCCCUAGCUAGCCAUGAACCAUAUUUUUACAUUUUAAGAGAAAUAAUUAUUCUAGAUUCUAAAGGGGAGGAGAAGGUUCAAAAUAAGGACUUUGUCGGGAUGUUGAAGAGCAAGCAGGAUUUACCUCUGUGUACCACCCACACGAGAAAAACGAAAAAAAUGUAUACCAAAUAUAAUGACCCACAUUAUGCUAACAUACACAGAAGUCAUAACUGUUUGAUUAAUAGUGAGAAUUGGAACGAAUUGCAGAUCUUGGACUUGACCAUUCUGAGGGAGUACCUGUCGAAGGAUUUCCUCUUUGAUGGGAAUUACAACCUGGAAAGAUGCAUUGACGAUUUUAUUUUUAUCUGCUUUCUCUGCGGAAAUGACUUCCUUCCGCAUUUGCCUUCCAUUUCGAUUGCCGCGGGGAGCAUAGAUCAGUUAGUUUUACUAUACCAGAAGGUGCUGCCCGUGCUGGGGGACUACCUAAUUAACGAGGGCAAGAUUAAUUUGAAGCCCUUUUCCAAAUAUGUAUCCUUCAUCGCGGAGGUCGAAAGGGAAACGUUCAUUUCGCAAUACGAUUUUAAGAAGAAAAGAGAAAAGCGGGACCAGCAAAAGGACUCCCUAAAGAGGGUUAAGUGCACUGAUGAGCAAAAUGAUGGUUCGGGCAACAUCGCUGCGAUGUUUGGGAAUGCUCCCGGAAAGAGUCGCGAUUAUGAUAAUGUUGGAGGGGGACUUGCCAAUUCAAAUGCAGGAAGCCUACAGUUUAAGGACGUCAACAUGAAGAGGGGCAACGGUCACAGUGACUCCAUGGUGGUAGCCACCCAAACCGGGACAGCAUCAGCAACCUCGCUAGCCUCCGUGGUAUCGCCUCCCGCACCUGUUAAUAAGAAAAUGCUGUAUGAGUCCAAAAUACAGAGCAUGCAGCCGAUCAGGAAUUUCAAAUUUAAGGAAAAGAAAGGCGAGAAGAGCAUCAACUUCCUCGUGCGCCCGGCGUCGUCUUCCAUUUCGGAACAGGCGCCAAACAACGAACCGUCGACUUUGCAGAGCGUGAUCGGGGAGGAAGCUCCUAUAUCGGGGGAGGCGCUACAGAAGGUACAGCGCAAUGGGGAGGCAGCACAAUGUAAGGAAGAGACUAACGGGGAGGCCGCACAAUGUAAGGAAGAGACCAACAACGAGGCAGCACAACCGGGGGGUCCUCCCCCCAAAGGAGACCUUCAAUGGGACAUAGAAGACGAGGAAACCAGACGCAUCAACGAUAUUAACGAGUUUAACAUGCUCCUUAAGGAGGCGAUCAAAAAGGCAAACGAAUGUGAAAACCCUAAAGAGGACGUAGAACUUGGGGGGGAUGAAAAUCCAGAAUUGAUCAGAAUAAGAUACUACAAGUCCAAGUUCCAUUUGGACGAGAGCGACUAUGUGGACGAUUUCGUCAAAGAAGUGGUAUACAAAUAUAUUGAGGGGUUGGCCUGGGUUCUUUCCUAUUAUUUCCAAUCCUGUCCCAUGUGGCAUUGGUAUUACCCCUACUAUUAUGCACCCCUGUCAUCAGACUUAAUUAUUGACAAUGUGAAUUUUACCUUCCAAAAGGACGAACCGAUUCUUCCCCUUGAGCAGCUCCUCUGUGUGUUGCCAUCGAAUUCUAGUCACUGCCUACCUGAGAGGUAUCGAGAGUUAAUGGUACGACAUGAUUCCCCCAUUAUUGAUUUUUACCCCAAAACAUUUAAGGAGGAAGAAAACGGCAAGAAGUACAAAUACCAGUGGGUUAUCCUUCUCCCUUUUGUCGACAAGGAGAGAAUUAUCAAACAUGCUAGAGAGCUGAAUGACACCUUGAAUGAGGAAGAGAGGAAGAGGAAUCGCAGGGGGAUGAACAAAAUUUAUAUGAACUGUUCACACACUCUUUCGAAGCAAAUUACCAAGUCGAUAAAGGCAUACGUGAAGAAAAUGAAAGGGGGGGAUGAUAAGAAGAACGAUGCUGAUAUGGGUAGCACAGGCAAUGUGAAUGGCAAUCCGCCCGCUGCAAGUACCAUCGAGGUGCAGCCCCCUGCUGUUAGCGGGGCACCAACCAACGUGGAACAGGCAGCCGAGCAGCAACAGAAAGGGGGAGGCACCAACAUCGCAAACAGCAGCGCAACCCCAUACGACCAGUUUUUUAAGAACAUGAACUUAACCAUCCCGAUAAGUAACAAACAAGACGUGAACCUGUUUGGCUAUCUCAAUUGCAGACACGAAGACAGUGACGUUAACAUUUUAAAGAAAAUUUUUAAAUUCUCGUCCAAUUUUUCCACCACGUGUAAUAGCGCUUUCUUUGUCCAACCCGAACUUAUAAAACACCGCUCAUCGCUUUUGCCAAACCAUAGGAGACCAAGGAAGGUGCUCACCGUGGUUGACAUCAACAACGAGGAGAGGAAACUGAGGUUUAACGCACCCGCGGCGAAGAGGAUGAUCUUGAACAGCCUAAGUGCGAACCACCCGCAUAUUUACUCCUACACGAAGGGUAGCCAGCCGAGAAGUUAUGUCGUAAAUUACGGGGGCGGCUAUGGAAGUGGUAACUAUGGAGGAGGUGGUUACGGGCGAGGCGAUCAUGGAGGAGGCGUCUAUGGAAGUGGUGGCUACGGAGGAGGCGGCUAUGGCAGCGCCAAUUACGGGGGCCACGUUGGUCGGGAUCACCGAAGCAACUACGCCAGCGCGAAUUACAGCUCGCACAUGAGUGCCCCCAAGAACCACGCUUCCUACCAUCACGGCCCAAAUUAUUGGAGCCACCAAAAUCAUCAAGCCUAUCAAAAUCAAAAUCCCAGUUACGGCAACAGUUACGCGCCAUCAAUUUACAAAAACAUCACCAUGUACAAGGUCCCCAAAAAUGCAACCCCGGUGCACACUUACGACAGCAAAAAGGAGAGCAACUAUAACAACGCCUACGACAGCAGCUAUGCAUCGCAUAGAAACCCGCCCAGCAGGGAUAAUCCGAACUAUGACGCGCCCUACAACACUUCCCACAAUGCGAGGUACAAGAACGAGAACCGCGGCGGGUACGGGGGUCAGGGAGGGCAGACCCAUGGCAUUUACAAACACCACAGCGGAUACGGAAACUAUGGCAACCAUAACAGUAUUCAUAACAGCGAAGUCAGCCAGCACAAGCGAGACAGCUUCAAAAGCAGCGGGCAGAACGGCGCGCCAGGGAUUAACAAGAAGGCCAACUACAACGCCAGAUCCGUGCCGUACAAGGACAGGGAAUACUGA